AUGCUGACACAGGACAUUCCAUCGUCUCGUUCCCCGUCGGCCAGACCGAAAACGCCUGCCUUGUCCGAGUUCGUCUGCGGACCAUGUAGUUUCAGUCGGAUUUAUUCCAGAGGGACGUUCUACUGCCCUGUAUGUAAGGAGCUCUUUUGCCAUAAUUGCGCUAAGCUCCAUCGAAUGAAAGAAUGGUCUCAAAAUCACGCCAUAGUACUUCUAGACAAAGCUAAUUCAAAGCAGUUAAAGGCUAUCGCAUCUCAAAAAAUUUCAAAAUCCGAACGGGAAUUGCCACAGCGGCCCCAGCGGUGGGGGAGGAGGGCACCGCUUAACGAAGGGUUCGAAUCUAAGUCCAAAUAUCUGAACGCCUUGGCCAGUAACCACGAUCAUGAAGUUGAGGACUUGGAGAACGAGUUGUACUGUCCGGAACAUGACGUCAUCUUCUGUCUGCGCUGUAAAAAUCCCCACACCGAUUGUAAAGGGACAGUUUCUAUUGAUUCCUUGGCAAAAAAGAUUGAUAUAGCUCAGGUUAUUUCAAACUACAAGAGGUGUGUCAAAUUCGCAGAUAUCAUGUUAGAAGACCGACUUGAACAGAAGAAACAGGUCGAAUCACAAAGAAGCGAGAUUAUUCCGAACAUCCAGUCGAUGAAGAGUGAGUUUGGUAACAUAAUAAGUAAAAAGGCUGCAGUGAUAGAAAAUGAGGUAUCUACCAAAAUAGAACAAAAUAUUAAGAAAAUUCAUCAACAUAUGGAGAAAUGUAAGCGUGUGAAAUACAUGGCCCAAUCUGACAUAGACAGCCUCCUCUCUGCCGUGGAGAAAGCAGUACCUGGAACCAUUGUUAAAGUGUAUCUCCGACUGAAAGUCAAAUAUUUAGUGUAUGAGAAAUAUCUCCGGGAGUUAUAUAACGACACGGAGUACGUAUCCUACCAGUUUGUGCCAAAUGAAGAGAUAAUGAUUCUACCAAACAUCAUCUCGUCGAUCGGAACUCUCAAGGAAACCAGGGGCUCAUCAAAGUUACCUCCCUUUAUGUCGGUGGACAAUGUCAAACCCUUCAAAGAGAGGUCGCUCUCUAAUCGUAAAAACGGUGACAUCCGGCUAUUUGGACUGGGUGUUCUAGGAAAAGGUGGAAUCACGUCCAUGCGAUGUACGGACAGCUACAUAAUGGCAGUGGCUCGGAGCACGUGUGAGUUUCGGGUGUUCACGUUACGUGGCUGGACAUUUGCCCAUUUAACGCUAUCGUCACUUCCAUGGGAUUUUACUUUGAUUUCCGAAAAAGAGGCUAUUGUCAGUCUCCCUGGUGACAAGAAAUUAGUGACCUUGACCAUUGAUUUCACACUACGUAAAAUAACUCAGACAAGGGAGAUUAUCCUGGAUGAGGCAUGCUGGGGAUUGACUGAAUUUAAGGGAAAGUUGAUUGGCACAUUCUUGCCUUUUGAAUCGGACACACAUUUAAGGGUCAUGACCUACGACGGGAUCACGGAGAGAAAAAUUGAAAUCCAGGAUUCUCCAGUGGCGUUUCGGGCGCCACAGUAUGUUUUAUACCAUGAAGAUAAAGUGUACAUUUCGGACAGCUUUUCACAUGCACUGAUCAUCAUUGACCUAGAUGGACAAGUGACGUUUGCCUUCAAGGCCGCCGAGUUCGAGAAUCCGGCGGGAAUGACCGUCGAUGACCAGGGCAAUGUUUACGUUUGUGGGAAGACGUCACAUAACGUCUUCCAGAUCUCGAGGGAGGGGGAUGUCCGGGAAAUUCUAUCCCAGGAGGACUGCCCCUCCAGACCUUGUUGUAUUGGUCUUCUAGGAGAUGGAUCUACUCUCCUUGUAGGAUAUUCCAACUCCAACGUGUUAAAAUCAUUCCAGUUUAGAUAA
This is a messenger RNA of Saccostrea cuccullata (small rock oyster), 1857 nucleotides long. RefSeq lists its product as uncharacterized. The transcript has a single exon. The record is from RefSeq and is a predicted model, not a curated record. Bases 1 to 1857 code for a protein of 618 amino acids. Lineage: Eukaryota; Metazoa; Mollusca; Bivalvia; Ostreida; Ostreidae.